Coccinella septempunctata (seven-spotted ladybird) is the source of this 1034-nucleotide messenger RNA. RefSeq names its product transcription initiation factor TFIID subunit 9 (gene Taf9). The record is from RefSeq and is a predicted model, not a curated record. Gene Ontology annotation, biological process: DNA-templated transcription initiation; RNA polymerase II preinitiation complex assembly. Gene Ontology annotation, molecular function: transcription coactivator activity; protein heterodimerization activity; RNA polymerase II general transcription initiation factor activity. The coding region runs from base 162 to 908 and encodes 248 amino acids. NCBI's taxonomy places the organism in Eukaryota, Metazoa, Arthropoda, Insecta, Coleoptera, Coccinellidae. The transcript has a single exon. Gene Ontology annotation, cellular component: transcription factor TFIID complex; SAGA complex.
UUGAUCUGUGACCAGUGACAGAUAGACUAGACAUGAAUCCAUCAAUGUAAACUGUUGUAAACAUUUUAAGAAAAGUUCUUUUAAUGAAAAUAUAUGAAUUAUCAGUUAACGUGAUAAAUAUUUUUAAUUUCGACACUUGACGUUGUGUUCAAAAAUUCAAAAUGAGCCAACCCGAAAAAGAAAAACCAAAACCAGGAAUGAAAAAUAUACCAAAAGAUGGCCAAGUAAUUAUGGCAAUGAUGAAAGAAAUGGGUAUUAAUGAGUUUGACCCAAAAACCAUCGUUCAGCUAUGCGAAUUUGUGUAUAGAUAUGCUACUUCUGUUCUUGAUGAAGCUAGAAUGUAUGCCAAUAAUUCUAAGAAGAAAUUUCUUGAUGCAGAAGAUGUGCGGCUGGCACUCCAAUUAACAAAUGAAUCAAGUUUUGUUACACCACCUCCGAGAGAAAUAAUUUUAGAAUGUGCACAUGUGAAAAACUAUGCUCCUUUACAACCUGUGAAACCUCAUUGUGGACUACGUUUACCUCCAGAUCGUUACUGUUUAUCCCAAUGCAAUUAUACACUUAAACAAGCAGCUUCAAAUCACAAAAAAACCAAGACGAAUUACGUAGUUUCUGGUGCAUCAACGGGUUUGAAAAUCACAACUAAACCAAAUGUGAGUUAUAUCAAGAGAACUAAUGCACCCAUAGGUGUUACAAAACAAACUGUUACAAUACCUAAGCCCAAAAUUACUACAAACUUGAAUCUACAACCUCAAAAGACUGUUUUAAAACCAAAAAUUCAUAUCACCCAAAACUCACAUACACAGUUACAAAUGCAAACAAGUAUGGGUAGCAAUGGUUCCAACUCAAUGGAGACUAUGGAAAGUUUGAAGAGAAAAAGAGAAGAGGAUGAUGAGUUAGAAGGAAUGUGACUGAGUGUUUUUCAACAGAAGAAGCAAUGAUUUGAUUUAGUUUUAUUUUAUUAAAAUGUCUUCAAGAAAGUGAUUUGUUGAAUUAUACUGAAGAAUUUAGUACUGAGAAUAUAUCAAUAUUUUCAA